UGAGCGUCAGUUGAGAGGAGACGUUGGUUUCGGAAUGUCGGCCACACGAACAGAUCGGUCGCUUUUGCAUUAAUUUAUUAGUCGGUGCGGAGUUAAAUCAAAUCAUAACGCAUCCAUUGUUUAGCUUCCUAUAGGAAAUACGCUUGCUUAACCUCCGGCAAAUUUGUUUGUGUUCUGAAUUACCAAAGGCCAACGAACAUUACACUGCCAAUUAAAGUCGAGUGCAAAUAAAUAGGCUGAGAAUUUGCCCACCCACUAUUGUUUGAAAUCUUAUCGGCUUCGAAUCGCGGUCAAAUGUUCUUUAUACGCAGUCAUUGCAAUUGUGCUGAAACCUAAUCCUUCGGUUAGCAUAACGGCUAAUUACUGGGAAUCCCAAAGUAAAUAGAAAUUUAGCUUAAUUUACACAUAUCUUUCUCGCUAAGCUCCCCCGUGCCAGGUUCCAAUUUUCCUUUAUAACUGGCGCCCCCAUAAACAGCACAUAGCAUAGAUAAGAUCUACCUGUGCCAAGUUAUUUGGGGUCUGGGUCGCAGAUCAUUGAGUGUGGAGCUCUCGACGCGAACGGUUGAUCUGGUCUGAUCUCUCGGGGUGUCGUGUUUAUAUUACUGCUCUGAUUCCGGAACGCCGAUUAGCGUCAGUUGCAAUCACCGCGAAUCAGCAGGGUAAUUCAAUCAGAACGAUAUGGUGGGAAAAGUUCUACGCCUUGCACUGGUGCUGCUGCUCCUCGCCUCCUGGACGAAUGAGGGACGUGCACAGACCGAAUCCUAUGAGAAUCCCAAAGCGCUCAAGGUUUGGCUGACCAUCAGUGCCCGCAAGCGCUUCCUGGAGGUAUCGUGGAGCAAUGCACCGGCUAACAAGGGUGACCAACUGCUCGUGACACGGGAGGAUGCACUCAGCUUCCAAAGCCAACUGCUGCGCAAACACACUCCGCUGGCGGGAUUUCCCAGCGAGGAGGGUAGUGGCUCCGGCGAUGGGUCGCCCAGCUAUGUGCCCAAUAGUGGGUUCACCGCAAGACCGGCGACUAAAGCGGCCAGCAAAGAGGAGGAGCAGGAGCAGUACUGGGUGGCCAACGGAGGAGCCACCGAGGUUGUGGCUGCCAUUGAGCCCAGGCAGGGCCUGAGCACCCAGUGGUUCACAACGGGAUUGCCCUUUGAUUAUGCCCUCUCCCGGAAUGCGACGGUUCAGACGGCCUGCUACGGAUUUUGGGCCAGCUACAUUGAUGCGCAGGGCAAUAUCUUGGCCAAAACCUGCCUCAAGGUAUUCCCCCGCUGGAUGAACGAUCUGAAGUCCAAGAUAGGAGAGAUGCGUCUGAGAGAUCUUUUCAUACCAGGCACCCAUGACUCCGGCUCCUAUCGUCCCAACUUCGAUCCGCUGCUCCGCGAAAGUCUGGUGACCAAGUAUGCGCUCACACAGGACGACGACAUCCGGGGACAGUUGAUGCACGGAGUCCGCUACUUGGACAUACGCGUGGGUUACUACCGAAACUCACCCGAUCCGUUUUUCAUCUAUCACGGGAUUACAAAACAACGUCCGCUGCAGGAAGUCAUCAAUCAGGUUCGAGACUUUGUCUACGAAACCAAUGAGAUUAUCAUAUUUGGACUCAAGGAGUUCCCAGUGGGUUUUGGAAAAGGACUUGGUGUCCAUCGUCUGCUGAUCAGCUACUUGCGGGAUCAGUUAAAGGACCUGAUAGCCCAUCCUUCGCUGACUUGGGGUGCAUCCCUGCGUGACAUUUGGGCCCGAAGGCAGAACGUCUUCCUAGCCUACGACCACGAGGCCAUGGUGGAGGAGUUCCCCGAUGUCCUGUUUGGUUCCGUGGAGCAGCGGUGGGGUAACAAGCAGACAUGGGACCAACUGGAGACCUAUUUGCGCAACGUCAAUGACUUCGAUGUGUCUCGCUUCUCCAGUCGCCCGGUGUCCGAUAUGGCGGAGCUGACCCCAGAGACGUGGGACGUCAUUUUGGACAAGACCGGCGGACUGCGCAAGAUGGCCGAUAAUGUGAAUUGGCGCAUCUCUCAGUUGUAUCGAAAUGAACUGGGCACGAAUGCGAAUAUAGUAUCGGCGGAUUUCAUAAGGGGCACUACUCUAGUGGAAACUGCCAUUGAAUACAAUGCUCGUAAGAUUUACAUGUAGAUCUUAACUAUAUGUUCAUUAGAAGAUGAAUCCUUCUAAAACUUCAAAGUAACAGACCGAAUUUGCAAUAAUACAUUUAUUUGCUAAGCGGUUAUGUUUAAACAUCAAUAUGCUCCUUAUUGUACUGCUAGCUGUGUAGCUUCCCUAAACAUGUUACAUAUUCGUAGUUUGUUCCCAUAUAAGCGCAUUCACUUAUUUCCUGAUUGUUUUAACAAAGGAAUUCGGAUUGUUGCACCUAACCAUAGACAUAAAAAGUAAACUUUUGUGGGAAGUGGGCCAAAAAGGCGGGGGUUUUGCAAAAACCUGUUAACUGAGGGGAUCGCUAAAAAAAAAAUAAAUACGUACAUACGAUAAAAACU
Molecule: messenger RNA, 2486 nt
Organism: Drosophila melanogaster (fruit fly)
Lineage: Eukaryota; Metazoa; Arthropoda; Insecta; Diptera; Drosophilidae
Gene: PLCXD
Product: Phosphatidylinositol-specific phospholipase C X domain containing
Exons: 3
Coding region: 679-2127 (482 amino acids)
Biological process (GO): lipid metabolic process; signal transduction; lipid catabolic process
Molecular function (GO): hydrolase activity; phosphoric diester hydrolase activity
Source: RefSeq, marked reviewed